CCGCCCAUGACCUCGACCCCCUAGCGCUCGAGUGACCAGGCCUGGUUAGCGGCUGAGGCUGCUGAGCCCGUCCUCCAAGCGUCUUCCAGACGCUUUCCUCACGGCUGCCCCAGAGUAUAUAUCAGUCAAUAUUUUGGUGACUUGAUUGUGAUGAAGCUUAGUUGACAGCUGUGUGAAGAAAGCCUCCUUCUCAUGAACUGCUCCAGCGGAUAUAACACGAGAGACAAGAAUGGCAGCUAUGAGAAGAGUAAUUUGCUUCCUACAGCAGAAUUUAGGGAAGAUGAGCUUUCCCACUUCGCAUCACCUGCACACAUCCUCCAGGCAGCCUAGCUCCAACAGGGCCUCUCUUACUCGAAUACAUAGGGAGACUUAUGCUCGGCUGUAUCCAGUGAUGUUGGUCAAGCAAGAUGGAUCCACCAUUCAUAUCCGAUAUAAGGAGCCUCGGCGAAUCCUUAUGAUGCCAGUGGAUAUUGACACACUUUCUCCAGAGGAAAGAAAGAUGAGACUACGCAAACGGAGUGCCAAGUAUGUUGAAGUGAAAAAAAAAGAGGCAGAGUUUGGAGAUGACUUCAGUGUGGAACAAUACACGAAAUUUUGGAAGAAAAACUGAACACAUUUUGAUGUUAAGAUUGUAUAAAGUGUGAGUGCAUUUAAUGUACACAAAUAUAUUACUAUUUGAAAAAAUUAAAAACUGCCAAACCAUA
Molecule: messenger RNA, 704 nt
Organism: Gracilinanus agilis (Agile Gracile Mouse Opossum)
Lineage: Eukaryota; Metazoa; Chordata; Mammalia; Didelphimorphia; Didelphidae
Gene: MRPL55
Product: mitochondrial ribosomal protein L55
Exons: 4
Coding region: 230-610 (126 amino acids)
Biological process (GO): translation
Cellular component (GO): mitochondrial large ribosomal subunit
Molecular function (GO): structural constituent of ribosome
Source: RefSeq, a predicted model, not a curated record